Molecule: messenger RNA, 1392 nt
Organism: Trypanosoma theileri
Lineage: Eukaryota; Euglenozoa; Kinetoplastea; Trypanosomatida; Trypanosomatidae
Exons: 1
Coding region: 1-1392 (463 amino acids)
Molecular function (GO): protein binding
Source: RefSeq, a predicted model, not a curated record
AUGCAGCGACGAACGGUGAGUCCUGGCCGCGGCCGCAGUACACAAAACUCAAUAGUGACACGCACGGGUCUCUCGCGGCCAAGCAACGUUGUGCGGGAAUUACAUAAGAACGAUGGCACAAAUCCACGAAGUGUGCGUGGACGACAAAUCGCCACUGCGAUGGAAGAUCUCAUGGAUGAAGUCUACGGCGGCGGAGUCACUCAACCACCACCACCAGCACCAACACAACAACGACUAUCACAACAACAACAACGGGGAAAUAAUUCCUUAUCUCUAUCAGGAGGAGGAGGAGUUUACGCACGUUUCAGAACUUCAUUUAAUGCCUCUGCGGUGCCGAGGAGUUGGCGUAGUGGACCUGUGGAUACAGCCGGGCGUUCUUUUAAUGCCAGUGAUCGUAAUCUGCUUUGUAUGGAUGUUCAUACACAAAAUAAUUUAUGUGUGGUGGGAUCUGCAGAUCAUGGUCUUAAAGUCUUUGAUAUCACUACAGUAAGAGAGAAACGAAAUCUUUACACUAAAAACUACGGGCAUACAGAGUGGGUAACGUGCUGUAAAUUCUUUCAGAGUAGUGGACACGUAAUCUCUGGUGGAAUGGAUAGUAAAUUAUGUUUAUGGUCGGCCACUGGGCCUGUACGCUGCAGUGAUCUGUUAGGCCAUACAGGAAGUAUUAGUCAAGUGGAAGUAAAUGAAAGUAAUCAAUUAGUGAUGAGUAGUAGUUACGAUCGCACUUUACGUUUAUGGGAUUGCAGUGGUGGAGUUUCUGGGCGGUGUGUGGCGACCUUUGCUGGCCACAAAGCCCCAGUGAUGAUGUUCUCCUGGUGUGGCGGUCAAGUCUUAUCGGGAGAUCGACAGGGCACCACCAAAGUGUGGGAUGUAGAGACGGGGGAGUGUCUUUCCACAAUGGCCACCAAGCGAGGGCAGAUUGGAUCACUUUGGCAUCUUCUCAGCAGCAGCGUCGGUUUACUCUCCGCGAUUGGCGAUCAGGGCGGUGUGCUGACGGUCUUGGACUAUCCACGCACAGGCAGUAAACCUAUUUAUCAAGAUGUGCUGCAUCCCGGCGGGGUCGUGAGUGCUAUUCGCUCGGUGGAUGAGACGCCGUAUCUCAUCACCGCAGGGGCGGAUAAAGUUAUUCUUACAUUAGAUCCACGGGCGGGAUUUGCCCCACUCCAUCGCUUUACAGAUCACCGGGAUUUUAUUUAUUCCCUGGAGACAUUUGGGCCGUUGAUACUAUCCGGCGGGGGAAAUGGAUGGCUGUUGGUGCAUGAUACAAUGACAGGGAAUUGUUGUUAUGGUCUUGGCGCGAACACUGCGGCUGUGCGGGAAAUUGCGGCAACACCCACACAUUUAGUGGCCGCCGGUGAUGAUGGGAAUGCCAUGGUGUAUGAUUAUAUGUGA